CGAUGUGCCGCGGUGGGCUUGCUCUAUUACGAAACAUGACGGCAGGAAUGCUCUCAUUCAUAUCCGUAGAAGGCUCGCACGCUAUUUUUACCGGUCUCACGGAAGGGAAAAGAAGCUGGAGUUGGCUUCCUCUCUCUUCCUCCAAUAGAGAGAUGGGAAUCCCUUCCGAGAUGGGUGACGCCUGGGCGAACAAGAAGAGAUCUUUCGUGGUCGCAUCGCCAAACGAACAGUCCGAGAACUCUGUCCGAGAAGCAGUUCAGGCUGCAUUUAAAACAGCUGUAAUAUCUGGUGCUGUUGCUGCAGUGCCAACGUUGAUUGGCUGCCGUGUCAUUCCUUGGGCUAAAGCUAACCUCAAUCAUACUGCACAAGCGCUCAUCAUAUCAGCAGGGCAUCCUAGUGCUCAAGGUUUCUCCCAUUGCGGGGUUCGUGAAGGGUCAGAUGUACACAACUUUACCUCUGGAUGCAAAGAGGCUAUUUUCGUGUUUCAAACUCAUGAUACCCAGGCCAAGAUGGAGCAACCUUACCAUUGCGUCAAGGGCCGAUCUUCCAUCGCUGGCUUCUUCAUCACAGCUGACAGAACUAUUCUACAGAACGCCAGGGAAAAUACUAUGGGGAAGUAUGAUAAAACAACUUGAUGUGGACCCUCCCUGCUGCAGAAAAGCUUUGAUACUAUAAGAAGGUUCAACUUAUAUUCUAAAGAAUUGAUGCAUGAGAUUGUCCAUGCCCUUCAAGGCUGUUGAGACAAAAGAGAAAUAAAGCACGGUUCAUGCCUUUCUCCAUUUGGGUUCUAUUCUAUUCAUAGCUUUUUUUGAGUUAACUAUUCUAUCCUCAGCUAUUCUAUAUUUCUAUUCAUAGCUGUCGUGUAAUGUUGCUUAGUGGAUAUUGCAUGAAGCAGUUGCCUGGGGACACUUUUGAGGGUUUCUCCGACUUUGACCUCUGUUUGAUUUGCUGCUGUCAUAUGUGUAACCAAAUUGAAAGCUAGUGUGAUAAAAACUACAUUUUGAUGAGGUAAGUGUUAUACAUUGCCUUAUAUGACAACCA
Phoenix dactylifera (date palm) is the source of this 1041-nucleotide messenger RNA. RefSeq lists its product as uncharacterized. The record is from RefSeq and is a predicted model, not a curated record. NCBI's taxonomy places the organism in Eukaryota, Viridiplantae, Streptophyta, Magnoliopsida, Arecales, Arecaceae.